Molecule: messenger RNA, 903 nt
Organism: Ectocarpus siliculosus
Lineage: Eukaryota; Phaeophyceae; Ectocarpales; Ectocarpaceae
Source: the annotation of a GenBank genome assembly
AUGGAUCUCUCGAUAGAUGACCUCCUGGAAGAAGUGGAAGGGGCCCUUGAGGAAGGUUCUUGUCCUCAGAAAUCAUCAAAAGCCGUUGGGCUCAAGCCAAUACGCACCCGCUACGCUGGAGACGACCGCGAUCUAGGCCUCCCAGUCGUGACGAUAGCUCCUUCCGCGGUCGGCGACGGCUUUGAUUCAGAUUCUUCGCAAGCGCAGGCGGCCGUCGCUAGCACCGUUGGUGUGGACUUUGACGAAGACUCCCAAGACGGGGUCGAUGACUCGCUAGGUUUGGUCUUCUCAGCCGCUCCAGAACACGUCAAAGAGAGAACCAGCGGCAUCAACAGCGACCUGACAACAACCUACAGCAACGGCAACGACGACCGCAGCGUGAAAGAUAAAGUUACCCCAGAGUCGCCGCAACGACAUCGCGCAGAAGCGGAACGACGCCCGACAAUCACCGAGAUAGCGUCAGAACAAACCGCUGCCACCAUCAUGGUCACGCCCUCCACGAUGCCGGGAGAGGGACGUUGCGCUGGGGGGACGACGACCGCGGCGGUAGCGGUGCCCCCAACGAAGAAGAGGCGGAGGUGUGGGACGGUGUUCGUGGGAGGGGUGGCCACGGACCGAGGAUUUUGCGCCUCGUCGUUGUCGCAGCGGGCUUGCGACAAACUGCGAUGCACAGACUGCAACUUCGAGGUCCUGUGCUUCCACGGGCGAGCGUGGGAUGACCAGACGGACUACAUGUUCCUAAGGAACAACGUGCCCGACACGGACAAGCUGAGCGCGAGGCUGACGCCCUGCUCAGAUUCGUGUGCAUAUGCGUGUCAGUGCUCCUGGCAAAACGUGAAAGACGUUCGUGCUCUAUCUCCGACCGAGCGUCCACGAUGGGCUUGCGGCGGACACAGUUCGUGA